Messenger RNA from Suillus plorans, 1648 nucleotides. RefSeq lists its product as uncharacterized. The coding region runs from base 1 to 1314 and encodes 437 amino acids. NCBI's taxonomy places the organism in Eukaryota, Fungi, Basidiomycota, Agaricomycetes, Boletales, Suillaceae. The record is from RefSeq and is a predicted model, not a curated record. The transcript has 7 exons. Gene Ontology annotation, cellular component: Golgi apparatus.
AUGUCACGCCCGUUCACAACCUACGGGGAUCACUCAACAGACUAUCUAUCCACACAACAUCCCGAUUCAUCUUCUUCAGACUACUUCAAGUCUUCGUAUAACGACGACGUCAGCGAUCUCAUUGACCAAUAUGCGGAGCCGUAUUCAAGAACUUCACGGCAUCAGACUUUUGCUGUAUCGACUGACCCAUUGGACGAUUCAUCUGAUUCACGAGACCGCUCUUUCUCUAUGGACCAGAAAGUAUCAUAUCCGGUUGAUAAAGUUGUAGAGGAUGAUGCCGAACUAGACCCUUCGAAUCAUGACUACCCUCCAACACCGAAGCAGGAGAAGCCGAUCGACACCAGGAGUUGUUGGGCAAAAAUUCUUCCCGACUCCUGGGCAUGUCGACUGUUUGUCCUAACUGUGGUGGUCGAGACCGCAGUGGAUCUGGCCAUCGAGAGUGACUUGUUUGUUCGAUUGCAGGAUGACUCGGGAAAACUGGCAGUAUAUCUCAGCGUAUUCGCACUUGCCCAUAUCUUCCAACUUGUCAUGGCGGUUGAUGCAGUGUAUGCGCGCAAUACUCUGCAAUUUUUGUCUCUCAUCAUAUUCAACCUUCUUUUCCUGCUAUACGCCGUUAUUGAAAUCGGCGAAAUCAAGAACUCGACAACAACUUCCGCCGGCUUUGUACAUGUACCAGUGACUGUUCUCACUGACAUCAUACCUGCCGUCAUAUCCACCGCGGAGAUAGCAUACAUCGGUCUUGGUUGGAAAAUCUAUAACGAGUUCGGCUGGAAGGUUUACAAGUUUCUGGGUGCCGACCGCCGCAUCAAGAAAAUGUAUGCCACAUAUCAGAUCUUCGAAUGUCUUGUCAAGUUCGACGUUUUCUUUUGGGUCGGCUUCUCCGUGCAGUUCAUAUGGUUGGUCCUCCAGAAGAACGAUUGGGAGUACUACGUUACCUGGGCAGCUCUCCCGUUAUCAAUUCUCCUCCUCAUCGAAGGCCACCUUGCUGUGCGUCACGAGAAUAAGUGGAUGAUGGGAACUUUUAUAUUUGGAAGUAUAGGCGCUCUGGUCUAUUUCUCAUACAAACUUUUCCGGGUCCUUCAGUACAGGACCACGCAAUAUGCCUCGUACUGGAAACCACUCACCACGUUCUCUGCAAUCGCAAUCGUCCUUCUCGUCAUCACGAUCAUCUUUUCUGUCUUAGUGAUGCGUAAUUUCGGUCGAGGACUGAAGGCAUCAAUUGCAAGAAGUAAAACUCACACACAAGGACAUGGCUCUCAACACUUGAACCGAGGACCAAUGAGCGCGAACCCAAACCGGAUGAGCAUCGAAUAAAAGCGCACGGACGUAACAGCCACGGACUUGCUUGUAUUCUAUAGCGCUAUUUGCCACUCUUUCGGUUUGACAUACUACCCUAACCUUGCCCCGACCAAGAUCACAUUUGCAUUGACGUGUCAUCUUCGCAUUGCCAUGUUUCGCGUUCUUUAGUUUCUUGAUUUAUAGGUAUAAAUAUUACGAAUAUAUCUGCACGCAUGCCAGUAGCAUGCAUCGCUCUCCGAUCUGGAUCUGGAGGCUUUGUGUUUCUUCUGGUAUUCGUUUUUUUACCCUCCUUUGGAGUUACCUAUGCUUUGUGGAUAUUUUCAUGUAUCGAUGGUAUUACAAGAUUUAC